CUAGUAAAGAUGAUGAAGAAAUUGAUAUGGAAAUUGAUGAUAAUAUCCCUCAACCUACGGUAUAUUUUUCAAAUCAAUUAACUGAAACUGGACAUGCCUCGAAUCAAGCACCUUCAAAUAAAUUAACCAAAACCGAACAUGCGUUAAAUCAAGCACCUUUAAACAAAUUACCCGAAACUGGACAUGUGUUGAAUCAAGUACCUGUGGAACAGCAAUUUAAACCAUCAGUUAGUUUUGUUGAAAAAGUUAUUAGAUUUUUAAAUUCAUAUAAUUAUGAAUUUGAUAUUUUGAAUAUCAUGAUUGAUUUUUCUAAUAAAUAUCAAGAAAUAUUUCAAAUUGAUAGUGUUUAUCUUAAACCCUAUCAUAAUAAUUCUUGUGUAUUGCUACAUCAAUUGAGUAUAAUUUUGUUUAAUAGGAUUAAUUCAGCAAAAGUUUAUGGACCGGAUUUUUUUAAAUUAGAGAAGUUGGCUGCAGUAUUUUAUGAGAAGUUAUUAAAUGCAGAAAUAAAUCACCAAAAAUCAGUUAAGACAUACUUGAAUCCCUAUUGUAGAAAUGAAUUCCAUCCUCAAGAUAGCCAAGUAUGGCGCAAGUAUAACCUCCGUCAUGAUUCUAAUUACGUUAAUAUUAAUAAUAAGAGAAAAUUCAAUUAUUUACCCGAAUUUUCAAGCGGACUACCUCAAAGAAAAAUACAGAGAAGUGAUAGAAUGAUGAAAAUAGAGGAAAUGGGAACUAAUAUAGCUCCCAAUCAUCUGAACGAGGUUGUAUUUAAUCAGGGGAUCCAACAGUCUUCAACAACUUCACCAUCAAAUCCGAAUCUACCAAAUAAUAAUGGGAUAACAGAUAAUAUAAUGGAAAGAAAAUGUAAUAAAAUCAUGGCGAAUGCUAUACAGGAAUUAGCCAUCGCAAGUCUUGCUAUGAAAUAUAAUCCUGAGGUAACUCCUGGUAAAUUGGAUAACAUUGUAAGAAAGUUGAGUAUAAGAAGGGUGGCUAAAGAAUAUGGCUCAAUAGUAGAUUAUAUUAAAAAUUUGAUUGGAAUCUUUGAUAGUGGUGGUAUGGACGCGGUUACGAAGCAUCUUGAAGAAAGAUUUUUUUUUCGCUUAAAAUUUCAAUCAAAGAGACAAAUUAAGGAGUCAUUACAAAACAAGCAAUAGAUAAGGGUUGAAUUUCAAUAAUUGGGAUUUAACUCCUUAUAAUGUGAACUUUUAUUUAGAAAAGAAGGAAUGGGAUCAUUAAAUAAGUAAUUUUUUACCAAUAAUUCCAUGAAUUUUUAGCUUUACAGAUAUGACAAAACGGAAUGCAUGUAUGUUAUUUCUUAGGUUUUAUUAAAACAAAUAAAAGCAUGAUAAAAUAAAGAGCCAAA
Messenger RNA from Rhizophagus irregularis DAOM 181602=DAOM 197198, 1360 nucleotides. The record is from RefSeq and is a predicted model, not a curated record. Lineage: Eukaryota; Fungi; Glomeromycota; Glomeromycetes; Glomerales; Glomeraceae.